Molecule: messenger RNA, 936 nt
Organism: Sardina pilchardus (European sardine)
Lineage: Eukaryota; Metazoa; Chordata; Actinopteri; Clupeiformes; Clupeidae
Exons: 5
Coding region: 98-859 (253 amino acids)
Source: RefSeq, a predicted model, not a curated record
AGAAUGAACAAAUCUGUGGAAGAAGUGUGUGACUGGCUAUCUCCCCCAUGGGUCUGCUUUAAGCUGCAUGUGACUGGACCGAGUAAUCAGACAGCCAAUGUGCAAGGAGAGGAUGCAGCCAGCGUGCAAGGAGAGGAUGCAGCCAGCCUCAGGUGUCACUAGGAAAAAAAUGCGGGCCGAAUGCCUUAAGAAACAUCCCAAUCUAUCCAUCCUGCAAGACAAAAUGAUCCGCACACGAGUAGAGAGGAGAAAAUACUUGCAAACUCAUUCAACUAUGGAGGCCCUUGAAGAAUAUCCUGGGCUAAGAUUCCCAGUUAUACUCCUCACAGAAUCACAAAGCCAGCUAGAUGUUGACAUAGACCGCAGCAUCAUGACAGGAAUGGGUCAAAUCGCAAAGAAGGUCAUAGAGGAAUGUCAGCGGCGAGCUACUGGACAGGACCUCUUUUGCAUGUAUGAGGAGGCCAAAUCAAUGCAACAUGAGGAGUGUCACAGAGGUCUGCAAGUCAUCCUGGGCACCUUGCUCCUUCCAUACCUGUUCAGAGAGAACCCCAAAGCACUUUAUGUGAUCAAUAGAAAGGAUCCAGAGGUUCCAACGCCGGUACUGGUCAUUACAGGGAACCCCUUCAUGGAGGCUUCUUUUGCUGUUCAACUCGACUUUCAGGAUGUCCUUACCCAAGAAGUUGAUGAGGUCACCCAGGCUUUGGCCACCCUAAUGUCUAUUUAUUUUGUUUUUAAUAUUGCAUACCAUAAGAGUGUAAAAAACACCCUCUGUUUCAUACAAAAAUACCUAAUGUCAAACACACCAGAGGGAAAGAUCAGCCCCACUGUAAUUAAAAUGGCCAAUUAUUUAUUUUCUUAAUUUGUUUUGUAUUGGUCGAAAUAUAUAUAUCUUUGAGGAUAUAAAGCAAAAAAAAAAAAGUACCAGUGACAGAAAAA